Molecule: messenger RNA, 165 nt
Organism: Colletotrichum paranaense
Lineage: Eukaryota; Fungi; Ascomycota; Sordariomycetes; Glomerellales; Glomerellaceae
Exons: 2
Coding region: 1-165 (54 amino acids)
Source: RefSeq, a predicted model, not a curated record
AUGACUAUGGGUGCUGUCAACGCUUUGGUCGACUUUUGCAAGUGGGCUACUGCCAAGCAGCCAGACGGCUCCAACCGUCAGUACAAUGCCACUGCUUCGACCCUGUUGAGGAGGCCCCGAAGGAUUAUCGCUGAGAAGGAUGCUGGUGAGGAUGCAGAGAAGUAG